Messenger RNA from Populus euphratica (Euphrates poplar), 4538 nucleotides. Its product is annotated as putative E3 ubiquitin-protein ligase RING1a. Bases 1038 to 2435 code for a protein of 465 amino acids. Lineage: Eukaryota; Viridiplantae; Streptophyta; Magnoliopsida; Malpighiales; Salicaceae. The transcript has 10 exons. The record is from RefSeq and is a predicted model, not a curated record.
CCCUCUCCUCUCAUCAUUGUAUGGAAAAUCCUUAAAAAAAUCACAGCCCGCCCCCAUCUCCUCUCUCUCUAGAGCAGACAACAGAAAAGAGAGAAACAUCGAAGAAAACCACAACCCACAGAGCAUCACCCUCCGCCCUGUCUAAGACUGCUGGAAAUCUGAAAGUUCAUUGGUAUAAUUUCUCUUGAAAGUCCAAACCAGAAACUCCAAAAUCUAAGAUUGAUGGGAAUUUUGGGGGAAAAUCUGAAGGUGGCUGCGUAUCUCAAGCAAUAAUGGGGGUUUCAUGGGAGAAGGGUGACCAUGAUUUUGUUCUGGAGAUUUCUCCGUACAAGGAUGAAAGAGGGAGGGGAGAUUAUUUCUUACGUUGCUAACAUGAAUUUUGUUAAUAAUAGGAUGCUGCUAAUUAUGAUUAGAGCAUGAGCACCGUAUCUCUAACAAAUAUUUAGAGGAAUUGUAAAGAAUAAUGUAAAAUUAAUUUGGGAUUUGGGAUUAGCCCACGUAAGCUUUGGUGGUUAGAAUCCAAUAACAUAGCCAAGAUAAAGCGUAUGAAUAUUUAUAAUUUAAUCAUAUAUACUCGACAUAGAACACUAAACUUUCUCAGCAUCUAUCUGUCUGUAUGUAUAAAACUAGAGCAUUUAUGCGUAGAAAAAAAUAAAAAUUUUAUACAGUAGAAGAAUGCAUAGAUCCAUGUACAUGGAAAGGAAGUAAAUUAUACAUGUGUUACACACAAGUCCUGUAAAUACAAUUGGCACGACAAACAGCCUCUCGACCCAUCCGCCUCUCUCUCUCUCUUUCUCUCUAAAACGAGGAAAGGUCAAGCGAAACCUCAAGCGCUACUCCACCACCACCACGGCACCACCUUCUUUCUUCGCUAUGUCUCUCUAUAGAAUCAAGCAGCAGCAGCAGCAGCCAGCCGGACACUAGCCAUUACCAUUUAGCAAAGCAUCACCAAUAUUAAAACAAAACAACAGCAAAUCCCCCUCAAUUCCUUUGCUUCAUUAUUAUUAUUGCAUAUAUUGGCUUCCGAGAGAAAAAAAAUGCCAGCCCAGAAGCGUUCCCAUGAGACCCUCCAAAAGGAAGAUGAUGAUGCUCUUAUUCAGCAGCAACAAGACCACACUAACAACAACAACGACAACAACAACAACAACAACCAUGAACAAAAGCAACAGCCUCAAGACGAUAUUGAUGGUGGUGGUGGUGGUGGUGUUGAUGAGCAAUCCGAUCGAAGCCAGUCUUCUUCAAGUAUUAACGAAGACGUGAAAGAAGAAUAUGUUGUAGUGAAGUUGUCUGAGAUACGCAAGGAAGUACAAUGUCCAAUCUGUCUAGGUAUUAUCCGCAAAACAAGAACAGUGAUGGAAUGUCUGCAUCGUUUCUGCAGGGAAUGCAUUGACAAAUCUAUGAGGCUCGGGAACAAUGAGUGCCCUGCUUGCCGCACACAUUGUGCCAGUCGUAGGUCUUUGAGAGAUGACCCAAAUUAUGAUGCAUUAAUUUCAGCCUUGUAUCCAGAUAUUGACAAAUAUGAGGAAGAGGAAUUGGCUUUCCAAGAAGAUGAGAAGGCUCGCAAUAAGCAGAUCCAGGCUACCAUUGCCCAGACUUUUCAUCGACAGGCUGAAGCUUUGAGUAGGAAAAAAACAACACCUAAAGUGACAGCAGCAGCAUUUGCAAGGAGAACACCAAGUCGUUUUCGAGAUGCCCACUCUAGGGGAAGAAGAAAUUAUCGAAUGGCUGGAUUUCAAGGAUCUGAUGACAAUGAAGAUGCAAAUGGUGAUGGAGGAAAAGAUUCAUCAUCUGCUGACGAGCACAGUGCAGAAGUCAAACCAAAAAGGUGCAAGAAAUGGGUAGGUGCUCGUUCAGCUGCUGUUAAUGCAGAUGGAGGUGGUGAUGAAAAUGAUUCAGAAGUGAAUAAAGAAUCUGUGGGGGGAUCUUCUGGGCUUGUUGGCUCCUCAGAAAGGCUUGCAUGGGGAAAAAAUGGCAUGCGGAGUCACACCCGCUAUGGCAGUGCAAACAGCAGCAAUGUAAAAAAUGCUCGAAGCAGUCGCAUCUCUAAGUUAGCAGAUUAUCUACGGAACUUGGAGGGAAAUGAUAAUGAGUUGGAUAUCAACCUCAUGCUUGUUUCUUUUGAUGAGCAAAGAGUACCCAGUUUGCAGCGCCCAUACCUUUGCUGCAGGCCAACUUUGUCUAUCAAUAAACUGUGUCAGUAUGUUGCUUUUCAAACCUCUUUGCAAGCCAAUGAAGUGGAGAUAUACUUGGUCCGAGAGAUGAAUUCUAUGGUCGACUUUUCAAUCUCCAUGAGCACUCCAAUUUCUAAACCUGGUAUAAUUGAUCCAUGCAAAGAUAAAUUGCAAGUUUUAGAAGAACAAGAAACUUUGGGAAGACUUGAAACAAACAAUUUCAUCCACGGGCACCUGCUCCUGGCAUAUCGGAAAAAGGUGUGAAAGUCUGAACGGUAGAGACAUUACCUGUCAAAAUCCUCAUGGAUACCAAGUUUUCUACAUCUCGCUUUUACACAGGUAUAGAUAUAUAUACACUCACAACGGGGACCUCUGCCGGCUGUUCUUUCUCAUAGCGUGCAUGUUCAUGGAUCUGACGUUAUACAAAUGGUAGUAAUUGUACAGGGUCAACGUGAAUGAGCAUAAAUGGUUGUCAGUUGUCCAAUUUUUUUCGUUCAAGAUCUUGCCUAUCGAAUACAUUCACUCCAUGUGCAAUGCUGUGAUUAUGAUGAUUUACUGCUCCAAUUUGCUGCUUAAAUUCUUGCGAGCAUUAAUUGAGCUUAUUUCUACUGAACGUGAGCAAAUUCUUGCCCCAAGUUUCCAAGUUGUAAAUCAGGUGCUUUGCGAUAAUAUCUCUGGCGCUUGAAUGUUCCAUCAUACCAAUAAUUUCUAGUGCACACUAGUCCCAUUUAUUGGGACCCAUAAAUUCUGAUGUGGUUGGAGCAUUGAAGAAUUAGGGGUGCUUGCAUGUUACCAUAAUUUCAAGCAACAAGAGACUUCACCUUCUUCUUUUUUAACGGGAAAGGAAGUAGUUUACUUUUAUUUAUGUGACUUCUAAAUUUUCAGGUAAAAACUGGUUGAAAUCGUGGUCACUACAUGUCGUAGAAACUCCUAAAAUUUAGCCAUGCUUGUCGAAAUCGUGGUCACUUGUGGGCUGCCAUGUCUUGUUAGAUCAUGUGUGUGUGUGUGUGUGUUUUUGGUGGAAGAUAAACCUGAGGAAAUAACUAUUUCCAAUAACAAUCAAACACUACCUACUAUUGUCUCAUUAUUUGUGAAUACAAAGAAAAACUCUAGAAUUUUAGGAGCACCCACUGCUCACAACUCCCAGUGGAACUCAGCCAUAUGGACGAAUUGCUUAUAUAAUGACAUCAUCUUCUUUUGUCUAUUUUUUGCUUUCCCGCAUAACUAAGUGCAGUUUUGAUUUUACAUCGAAGUCACCCAAUCUCAGCAGACUGGAUACUCUUGAAGCAUUGGAGGUUGUCACGAAUAAACGUUGGAUCCAACUUUUCCUUAUGAAUAGACUUCUCACUUCAGCUUGCCAAAAACUUGCAGUGGGGCAUUUGCUUGCCAAUAUUCUCUUCAUCACAAAAGCAGAGGCAUAGCCCACAGGGCAAGAGCUCAAGUCCUGAUGACCCAGGAACAAGCCUGAGUUCUCCUUCAGGCUAAAUGGGAAGGCACAAAGCUAAAAAUCGAGUUGUUUCAUGUUGAACCAUAUCGAACGAUGACGCGCAUCAAAAGUUCUUCGGUCUCUUUUUAUCUUUUCCUUUGUUCCAGUAACCAAGAAGCCUUAAAGCGCGCCUCUUGCUGACUUCACUGGUUAAUAUUUCCCUUGAAAAAGAUGAACACCAAUUUCUUUAAUCAAUCACACAAGAGCGGUCGUCCCCAUGCAAUAGUAACCGGAGAGCUACAUCUCAACCAAUUUCUUCUUCGUAAAUUGUUGUUCAGUACCAGUGUUUGCAGAAAAAUAACUAGCUAGUCCUUCUAGUGUAAAAAUUCCCAUUUUACAUCCCUCUAAUUCUUAUCUAUUUAUUACUUAAUCCCUCUAUUGUUCAUUCAUUAAUAAAGUGCUGCAAUAUCACUAGUUCAGUUUUUUUUCCUUCCAAGAUAUAUUUGGCUAUAUAUUAACUAAAAAAAAUCCGAGGGGACCGGUGAUUUUUUGAAUAAAUAGUGUUGCUUUCAAUAAAUCAACAGCCAAUUACAGUUCUUGAAACGAGAAAAAACAAAAAGUUAAUAUAUUUAAAAAUACAGGGACGAAAUAUUAUUGUUCAAGAAAUGGUAACUAGCCCUGAUCAUCAAUAAAAAAGGACCACCUUGACCUAGGACAAAACCGAUCCAAUAUCCAAUUCCUCGAGAAAUGAUGACAUGCCAGGCAGCUAGCCUGCCAUUGGAUGCCCACAUGCAUCCCCUUUUCCUUAUCCAAUAAUCCAUUGCAAGAUGUCCCUUCUCCUAGGAUCAGUAUUCCUUUAAAUAAUAAUUUAUUGAUCGUCUUCUUCAUAAUGCUCCAUGAUAAUAAAUUAAGGAGCAAUUGGGAUAGCAGAUAAGCACAGG